Micromonas pusilla CCMP1545 is the source of this 1266-nucleotide messenger RNA. RefSeq lists its product as uncharacterized. Gene Ontology annotation, biological process: rRNA processing. Gene Ontology annotation, molecular function: RNA binding; ATP binding; RNA helicase activity. Gene Ontology annotation, cellular component: nucleolus. Bases 1 to 1266 code for a protein of 421 amino acids. Lineage: Eukaryota; Viridiplantae; Chlorophyta; Mamiellophyceae; Mamiellales; Mamiellaceae. The record is from RefSeq and is a predicted model, not a curated record. The transcript has 6 exons.
AUGAAGGGCAGCGUUCCUCCGAACGUCCUCGCGGCGACGAGCGCGUUUCAGAGGCCGUCGCCGAUUCAAGCGCAGUCGUGGCCGAUCGUCCUGAGCGGCCGGGACAUGGUCGGCAUCGCCGCGACCGGGUCGGGGAAGACGCUGGCGUUCGGACUCCCCGCGCUGACGCAGAUUCUCUCGCAGGCGCGUUCGCGUUUUCGCCUUCGUUCACCCACCACGCCCCCCGCGAAACCGGGGCAGCCGAUCUGCCUCGUCCUCGCGCCCACGCGCGAGCUCGCGCAGCAGACCGCGCGCGUGUUCGACGAAGCGGGCAAGUCGUGUAACGUCCGAUGCGUGUGCGUUUACGGCGGAGCGCCGAAGUGGGAGCAAAAAAAACAGGCGCGUUCUAUACACUGGUCCCCAUACGACCCCAUGCGCGAGGGCGGCGGCUGCGCCGUCGUCGUCGCCACUCCGGGCCGCCUCCGCGACUUCAUGAACGACGGCGACGUCAAGCUCGACCGCGUCACGACGCUGGUGUUGGACGAGGCGGACAGGAUGUUAGACUUGGGGUUCGAGCCGGAGAUUCGGGAGAUCGCCGGCGCGACGCGCGCGGAUAGGCAAACCGUCAUGUUCAGCGCGACGUGGCCGAUGUCCAUCCAAGGCGCGUUCAUGCGCGACCCGGUCAAGGUGCGGAUCGGCGCGGAAGGUUUGAAAGCGUCGCACUCGAUCACGCAGAUCGUGGAGGUGGUCGAGCCGAACGAUAAAGACUCGCAUCUCACUCGUCUCCUCAAGAAGUACUGCGGCGGUCAGACCCCGACGCCUCGGACGCUCAUCUUCGCGUUGUAUAAGAAGGAACGCCAAAACUGGGCGUGCGUCCCGAUCCACGGCGACAUGACGCAACGAGAUCGCGAGGAGUCCGUCGCCGCGUUUAAGGACGGGUCGAAGCCCUUGCUCGUCGCCACCGACGUCGCCGCGCGAGGAUUAGACAUCAAAGGCGUGGAGUACGUUAUCAACUACACGUUCCCGCUGACCACGGAGGAUUACGUGCACAGGAUCGGACGCACGGGUCGGGCGGGGAAGACGGGCAUCGCGCACACGUUGUUCACGGUGCACGAUAAGGCGAGAGCCGGGGAGCUCGCGAACGUGCUGAGGGAGGCGGGCGCGGAGGUGCCGGACGCGUUGACGAAUUUCGGGACGCACGUGAAGAAGAAGGAGAGCAAGCUGUACGGCGCGCACUUCAAGGACGUGGACACGAGCGUCAAGGCGACGAAGAUCACGUUCGAUUGA